Telopea speciosissima is the source of this 933-nucleotide messenger RNA. RefSeq names its product protein WUSCHEL-like. Gene Ontology annotation, biological process: plant organ development. The record is from RefSeq and is a predicted model, not a curated record. Gene Ontology annotation, molecular function: DNA-binding transcription factor activity; DNA binding. Lineage: Eukaryota; Viridiplantae; Streptophyta; Magnoliopsida; Proteales; Proteaceae. The transcript has 3 exons. The coding region runs from base 1 to 933 and encodes 310 amino acids.
AUGGAACCUCAACAACACCCACAACAACAAAUGCAGCCACAGCCACAGCCACAGCCAAACGAAGAUAGCAGCAGUAGCAGUAAUAGCAAAGGGAACAACUUCCUUUGCAGGCAGAGUAGUUCAAGGUGGACACCCACAACUGACCAGAUAAGAAUAUUGAAGGAACUUUACUACAACAACGGAAUUAGGUCUCCAAGUGCUGAACAGAUACAGAAAAUCUCAGCUCGUUUAAGACAGUACGGGAAGAUAGAGGGUAAGAAUGUCUUCUAUUGGUUUCAGAACCAUAAAGCUCGUGAAAGGCAAAAGAAGAGAUUCACUGUUGAUAUGUCCAUGCAAAGAGGAGCUGGUGGUGGUGGUGGUGUGUGGAAGUCUGAGGACUCCAGUCACAAGAAGUACACUUGCAUCACUCCUGGGGUAUGUUCUCCUUCAUCUACUUCAACUGGUGCACUUGGUAUGAGGCAGAUGGGUAUCUCUGGGAAUGGAUCAUUUCUCAUGGAGAAGAGCUUUGGGGACUGUUCGAUUUCUGGUGGUGGCGGUGGCAAUGGUGUUGGUGGGUCUAUGAGGAACAACAAUAACCUUGGAUGGGCAGGUGUGGAUCCGUAUUCUGCAACUUAUACACUCUACGACAAGAGAAGAAUGUUUUAUGGAGAAGAGCAGAAUGAAGAAGAAGAAGAAGAAGAAGGAGGUGAUAAUAGUCAUGAUAACGCCAUGGAAACGCUUCCUCUCUUCCCCAUGCACGGAGAGAACAUACCUGGUGGAUUCUGCUCUGCAAAGUUCAAUUCCGGCACCGCCGAUUGGAACUACACAGGAUGGUAUGGAGGAGGAGGACCACCACCUAAGAACGACCCCAAUGGAAAUGGUGUGUGUUCUCGAACAUCGCUUGAGCUCAGCCUCAACUCUUACAGCCCAAGAUCGCCAGAUUCUUCUUCCUGA